AGCCUGGGCUCUGAUUUUCACAUUUCUGAGCUGACUGCUGCUGAUACUGACACAGGUUAUGCUGUGUCGGUACUGCUAUGGGGAAAUAAUAGCUUUGUGAAGGGAUUAUUAUAAUCAAACCGCACCAGUUCUCUGAGUGAAAACCUUUCCAAGAGACUCCAAGAAUCAGUUUUGGCUGCAUUUCCAAAAAUAUCCCACUGCACAGGUCUUAUUAAACAAACCAAACUGAAUGUGAAUGACACCUUGGCACAGGUGGCUCUGGGUGUGCCUGGUCAGAGCACAGCAUUAAGGGUUCAUGGACUUGGGAUUUCCUUCAUCAUUUCACCACAACUUUUGUGACUUCACGAAAGUCACUGUCAACACAGCAGCUGCUCAGUUUCUGUGCCUGUGAAGUGAAAUCACGAAUUUUGGCUGCUGAGAAUUGAAUGUGGCUGGGGAUUUUCUCUACAGAAACAAUCCCAUGUGAUGAGAACUGGUGGGACUCAUCUUUGUACAAGCUAAAAACGCUUGAAAGAAAUCCCCAACCCCCUCCUUUUAGGCCACGGUCUAUUUUUGUGUUGUGUUUGAGGGAGAUUUUCAAGGUGUGCAGUAAUUUCCUGCCGGGUCAAACCCCACUGUGACAUUUGGUCACGCUGUCACUGUCACUGCAGACCCAGCGCUGUUACUGCGCGGGUUUGGGGUGCUUCAGGACUCUGGUACAUCCUCUCACAUCCAAGUGAGUGUGUGCACCUGGAUUCCAUCUCCUCUCCGACAGCGCUCGCUUCAGAUGGCUGAGAACACCCCCAGGAGCCUGCAGGACACCCCGGGCUCUUCCCCUGAUGAAAACGAGUUUCCCGUCGGGUACCCCACCAACAUUUGUGAGGAUGUGCCUGGUCAGAAGUUCCUGUGCAGUAACUGCAACAACAUCCUGAAGCAAGCCCUGCAGACGCUGUGUGGGCACAGGUACUGCUCUGCCUGCCUCGCCUGGAUCGUGCGAAACAAUAAAACUGCAAUUUGCCAGAAAUGUAAAGAGGAAGAUCCCAACACUUUAGGUGAGGAAAGCCUAUUGGCAGAAGAAAGGGCUUUUGGUGAUGCUGCCAUUAAUAAAGAGAUUUCUGAACUCAGAGUCCACUGUGUGACCCUUGGGUGCAGCUGGUCUGGUAUCAUGAAAGAUUUUGAAGAGCAUCAGAGUUUAUGUGAAUAUGCUUUGAUCCCUUGUCACACUGGCUGUGGGCACAUGGUGAUGAGAAGGAAGCUGGCAGAUCACUUGGAAAAUGGAUGUGUCAAUAAUGUGACAGUGUGUCAGCAGUGCCAGCGCAGCCUGGCCAGCUCUGAAUUCCAGGAGCAUUCAUGUGAAGGCAGUUUAUGCAAGGAACAAAAACCUGUGCAAGCAGAAACAGCAUCAAAGGAAAAGAGCCACUCUGCAUCCUCAGCCAACAAGGAUGGGUGUUGUUUUUCUGAAGUUGGCUGUGCAUUUAGGGGAAGCAAAGAGAAGCUAAAGGAACACGAGAAGUCCUCAGUGGGGACCCACAUGCUGCUCCUGCUGCAGCACAUCAGGCACCUGCAGGGAACCUUGUGCUCUGCUGCCAGAGCUGCACAGGGCUUCACCCCACAGCCACAGCUGGACUUGAGGAGCUCAGGAAAAAGCAUCUCUGACCUGCAGAUCCCAGCAGGGCUGGAAUUCAGCAGGGAUCCAGAAGUGGACUGUUUCCCUGGAUCCUCUGUUCCUGAAGACCAGUCUGUCCUGCAGCAGCUCAUGAGGGAGAAGGUGAUUUCUGAGCUGGAAAAUAAACUGCAUGUCUUUGAGAACAUUGUGGCAGUGCUCAAUAAGGAGGUGGAGAGCUCUAAUUUGGAAAUCCUGGCCUUCAGGAGACAGAGUGAACUGGACCAGAACAUAAUACGGAGCCUCGAACUGAAGAUUUCAGAGUUGCACCGGUGCCUGACGCAGAAGGACGCGGGCCUGAGCAGCCUGCACAAGAGCCUGGUGUUCUCUGAGCAAGCCUCCUACGAUGGCAUCUUCCUCUGGAAAAUCACAGAUGUUGGCAGGAAGCUCCAGGACUCUGUGACUGGCAGGACAGUCAGUUUCUACUCCCCAGCUUUCUACACUGCAAAAUAUGGCUACAAGGUGUGUCUGAGGGUGUACCUGAACGGGGAUGGCACAGGGAAAGGAACCCACAUGUCCCUGUUCUUCGUUGUCAUGAAAGGAGACUACGACGCUUUGCUCCCGUGGCCUUUCAGGCACAAGGUGACGUUUAUGUUGCUUGACCAAAAUAACAGGGAACACGUAAUCGAUGCCUUUCGCCCAGACCUGACUUCUGCUUCCUUCCAGAGGCCGGUGAAUGACAUGAAUGUGGCCAGUGGCUGCCCCAUGUUCCUGCCCUUGUCCAAACUGCAGUCCCCCAAACACGCCUACGUGAAGGAGGACACGCUUUUCCUCAAGUGCAUCAUAGAAACCAAUUAGCAAAUCCUGAAAUAUGCUUGCCUGGGGAAGUCACUUGCUGGAUGUCAGUAGAUUAUGAGGAGAAAAGCAUCCCUUUGA
Molecule: messenger RNA, 2518 nt
Organism: Cyanistes caeruleus (blue tit)
Lineage: Eukaryota; Metazoa; Chordata; Aves; Passeriformes; Paridae
Source: RefSeq, a predicted model, not a curated record